AUGACAGACGAUCCGGAACGGGUGUGUCCGGCUCCGACAAUAGCCGAUGUCGGCAGUGAGAAAGGCACUGUCCACUUGGACGCUCCAGCUGCCAGCUCCAACUCCAAUGCCGGGCCUGGGGAGGGACGCACAAGGAAGAAGCGCCUUCAGUUGAGCUGCGGCGAAUGCAGAAGGAAAAAGCUCUCCUGUGACAGAGGCCGACCUUGCCGCCGCUGCGUGAGGACGGGAAGAGCAGACCAGUGCGAAUUCGAAACUAAUCCGAGGCCUCUGUUGUUACCAAUCAACCCUGGCGCUCAGUUGGAGCAGAUUAAAUCCGACCAGGCUGAGCUUCAGAACCUUCGAACUGAGAUUUUUCAGUUGAGAGAACUGCUCUCGAAACCUACUCCUCAGAAUGGUAGGGAUCUCUUCACCGAAGAUGUCAACGGCGAUGAGAUUCCCAAACCAAGUGAAGUGGAUGCCAAGGACGCCAUUGCCAUCAGUCGGAAUCCCAUCAAUACCAACGAUGGCCCACCUGAUCCAAGAGAGAAAUCCCCACGGGGAUACUACAGACGACAUACUCUGCUGCGAUUCUUCUCAGAGAUUCCACAAUUGUUUCCAUUCAUCAAGGAAAUAGCUGAUCAAUGGCUUAAGCCCUACGGAAUCUACAUCAAGAAGAAUAAAGCCGGCAAAGAUGAUGGCUGGAGAAUGAAGAUGGCAGCCCAAGAGCAGCCAUUGAUAGAAACUCUGUUGCCACCAAAAGGUGACACAGACGUGCUAAUUGCCAUAUAUCUCGAUCACUUCGAGCAGCUCCAUCGUGUUGUUCACGUACCGACAUUCAACAGGGAGUAUAUCAACUUCUGGACUCCUGGUAAACCCCGGUACCCAACAAUGGCAGCAAUGAUACUGUCCAUGAUUACUGUGUCAAUUUGUGCCUCUUCCCACCUUGUGGGCGCUACACCAGUCCCUGCCGCCUACAGGAACAUGGCUGAGCAGUGGAUUUCCUCAAUUGACGACUGGUUAAGAUUGCAAAGUACAAAACAUCGUAAACUUGUGCACUAUCAAGUCGGUUGUUUAAUGUACAUUGCCAAACGGAUGAACAUUGUCGGAAAGAAGAGAUUCUGGAAAGAUACCGGCUCUUUGGUACAAGACGCUAUCAUGGAUGGUUUGAAUCGUAAUCCUUCCAUGGCAGAUGCGUUUUUCAUAAGGGAGAUGAAGAAACGCAUAUGGUACACUAUUCGCGAGCUGGAUCUCCAGAAUUCUUUUGAAUGUGGCCUGCCCACUCUUCUCCACAGCGUCGAGUGCAGUGUCUCAGCGCCCCUCAACCUUGCUGAUGAAGAUUUUGACGACACUACCAAGCAGACUCCCAUGUCAAGAUCCUCUGAUUACUAUACAGCAUCUUCUUACCAGUUCCAUAGCUUCCGCAGCUGGGAGCUACGCCUCGAGAUAUCACGACGAUUGUUCGGAUCCGGAUUCUUCAGAGCUCUAAGCUACGACGAUGUGUUGCGCUACACUCAUGAAAUCACAAAAGCGAUCAAUGACCUUCCCCCCUGGAACAAUAACAGAACUGACAACAAAAGUGAUGCAAACCUUUUGUUGUCGUACUCAAUAUUGGAGUUUCAACUCAAGGAAUGCCUAUUGGCCAUCCACCGGCCAUACAUUGACAGAGAAGGAGGUGGCUAUCCACUUUCGGAGAACAUUUGCUACCAGACAUCACGAGAAAUACUAGUUUCUAGUAUCCAGCUUACAAACCUGGGGAUUCAAAGCUUGGCACAGCUGCGCGAAGAUCUUGCGCUUGCUUCACUCCAUAUAACGCGCCUUACUCUAUUACAACCAGAAGGCUCCAGUAGCAUCAUCAUGACCAAUGCGCUGUCGACUGUGGAUUUGCUAGAGCAAUGCCUCCCCGUUAUCGAAGACAAGUACCUGCGCUUCUCUGAUCCUUGGACCUUUUUUAUCAUGUGCACAGCCAUCAUGCUCAUCAAGAUACAUCUGGGAAAAGAAUCUCGACAAAAUGCAAAGUCAUCUUGCGCACGCAGAUUUCUGGACUUGUACUAUAAGAAUGCUUCUAAUGCCUGCCCACCACCUCCUCCAGAUGCAAGCGCUCUGCCUACUGCAGUGUGGCUCGAUAGCAGCUACCCCGAUCUUAAUCACAACGCGAACAAGAAUUACCUGCGAUAUUUGUGCAUUGCAUUCAAAACUGUACCAAUGGCGUUAUUUCAGCCGUUUUCUGUCUCUGGGAAAACAGCCAUCAUAACUGGCGCCGGUUCUGGUAUUAAUCUUGCUUUUGCGGAACUCCUUCUAUCGCGGAACUGCAAUGUCGUCUUUGCCGACCUGGAGCUGCGACCAGAGGCAAAAGAUGUCAUUGCCAAAUACCAGAGCCAGGCUUCCUUCAUCCGGACAGACGUAACCUCGUGGUCCGACCUUUCUAAGAUGUUUAGCUUUGCCCUUGAAACGUAUGGGGAUUUCGAUAUCGUUUGCCCAGGAGCCGGAGUAUACGAGCCUCACUGGUCUAAUUUCUGGCAUCCGCCCGGGUCCAGCGAAAGCAGGGAUGCACUCGAGCAAGAUCACUAUAAGCUGCUGGAUAUCAAUCUGACGCAUCCCAUCCGUGCAACCCAGAUGGCAAUAUCGCAUUGGCUAUAUCCUCGCGAGCCUGCCAAAGGUUCCAAGUUCAACACUGCGCCGCCAAAAGUAUCACUCAGCAACCCAAAGAGGAUCGUUCACAUCUCUUCAGUUGCUGGGCAGAUUCCUGUAUUUAGAGCCCCGCUGUACGGCGCAUCCAAGUUUGGUAUUUCUGGCUUCAUUCGCUGCCUCACACAGCUAGAGCCUCGAUUCGGAGUGCGCGUAAAUGGUGUUGCGCCUGGAGUUGUCCGUACUCCUCUUUGGACGGAGCAUCCAGAGAAGCUGAUGAAUGUUGAUGCUGGCCAAGAUGCGUGGGUAACUCCGCAAGAGGUAGCGCAAGCAAUGCUACAAUGCGUUGAAGAAAACGAGUACUUUGGAGGAACAAUCUUGGAAGUCGGCGCAGGUCAUACGAGGAAAGUAAAGGUUUACAACGACCCAGGUCCAAACAUGGAUCCCUCCGGGGGCAUUAUUACCAGCAAUAGUGCCCUUGGCGAUGAUGAAGUCAUUGACUGGCUGCAUGAAGAGGCCAUAUGGGGAGCUCAAGGCUAG
Molecule: messenger RNA, 3144 nt
Organism: Trichoderma breve
Lineage: Eukaryota; Fungi; Ascomycota; Sordariomycetes; Hypocreales; Hypocreaceae
Product: short chain dehydrogenase domain-containing protein
Exons: 7
Coding region: 1-3144 (1047 amino acids)
Biological process (GO): regulation of transcription by RNA polymerase II; DNA-templated transcription
Cellular component (GO): nucleus
Molecular function (GO): RNA polymerase II cis-regulatory region sequence-specific DNA binding; zinc ion binding; DNA-binding transcription activator activity, RNA polymerase II-specific
Source: RefSeq, a predicted model, not a curated record